UCACAUUUCAAAACAUAGAUCUUUUCUUUGGUCGGUACAGCAUGCUUGCAACCAUCAGCUGCUAUUCCGGUCACUUAUUUUAAAAUUGCUUUGGAAAUAAGUUGUUUGCAGUGUAAGUGCACACAUAAGUUGCAAGUGUAUAUAGUUUUCGAACUAUAUUUCAUAAAAGACUAUUCUGACAAAAUGGUUAAACGAAAUCACAAGUACCAAUCCGGUGAAGGCGCCCAAUACAUGACGCGGAAGGCGGCGAUGCGCAAGCUUCAGCUGUCCAUGCAGGAUUUCAGACGUUUGUGUAUAUUGAAAGGAAUCUAUCCACGUGAACCGAAACAUCGAGUUAUCGCUCAGCGCGGCAGCACCGAUAUAAAGAUUCUCUACCACAAAAAAGACAUUACGUUUUUGCUCCACGAGCCAAUUGUUUGGACGCUUCGCGAUAGAAAAAUUUUCAACCGAAGGAUAGCACAUGCUCGUGCCAAAGGAAAUUCUAAGCUGAAGCAAGUUCGGAUGGCAAAUUACCCCGAAAUUAAGCUGGAUCAUAUUAUCAAGGAGCGAUAUCCCACGUUCAUCGACGCUAUCAAGGAUUUGGACGAUUGUAUGACGCUGUUGUUCUUAUUUUCAACAUUUCCGGCAACAAAAGUCGUCACACGAGAUAUUACUUCACUCGCGAGAAGAUUCACAAUUGAAUUCAUGCAUUACGUGAUUGCAUCGAAAGCGCUGCGAAAAGUAUUCGUUUCCAUCAAAGGGUACUACUUCCAGGCGGAGAUUAAAGGGGAGCUGGUUACCUGGAUCGUACCGCAUUACUAUCCCUUCCAGCCGCAGAGAAAAGAAUAUGUGGACUUUAAGAUUAUGAAAUCGUUCGCUGAUUUCUACACCAUAAUGGCCGGAUUUGUUAACUUCCGGUUGUAUAAUUCUUUGAAUUUGGUUUAUCCGCCGCAGUUCACCGUUUCUAUCGAUAGCGAGGAGAGCAGGACCAGCGAAGAGAUUUUCGUGUCGGAACGAAUCGCUGCUUUGAACACAGAUCUGCUACGAUCAGACAAACCAGGCGUUGAGGAGGAAGAAGAGGACGUUGAUUUACAGUUGCUGGAUAACGAUAAGGAUUCAGAUCAGAUUCGCAAGUUGCGCGAAGAAGCAUUGGGUUUGAAAAAGCUGAAAACUCUCUUCAAAGGACUAAAGUUCUACAUCAAUCGGGAGGUACCCCGCGAACCGCUGGUAUUUAUAAUCCGUUGCUUUGGAGGACGAGUUUCUUGGGAUAAAAAUCUGUUUGUGGGUGCCACAUUCGAUGAAUCGGAUGAAAGCAUAACCCAUCAAAUUGUUGAUCGGCCAAGCUUGAGCAAACAGUAUAUAUCGAGAGAUUAUGUCCAACCGCAGUGGAUUUUUGAUAGCGUCAAUCAGAGGAAACUUUUGCCAGCUAACAAAUACUUUAUUGGGGCCGUGUUGCCACCUCAUUUGUCACCCUUCAACCGAGAUGAUGCGGUUUAUGUUCCACCAGAGGAAGCAGCGAUGCGGGAUGGUAAAGAGUUGGAGCGGCAGGAACGAACUGAAGGCGUUUCUGACGACGAGGAAGAGGAUCUAGAGAUGGAGGAAGCCCGCAAGCAGGUUCAGUUAGAUUAUGCACUGGUGCAGGCAUUCAAAGAAGAAAAUGCGGAAGCUUUCAAUUCAGGAGAGCCGGUGGAAGAUAAAAAUCAAGAGAACGAGGAACAGAGUGCUUCAGAUGGUGAAGAAGAAAAAGCUAGUUCCAAGGUUGAAGAAAAAAAGAAAAAGAUGGCCGUGGUUGGAGGCAAAAUAUACAAGGAAAAUCUUAGAGAACAGAAGCAGCUAACCAAACAAGAAGAAGCAUUGAGAGCGAAAAUGGUAAAAUCGAGGCAUAAGAAAUUGUACAGAAAGAUGAUGGACAAUCAGAAGAAAUCCAUGAAGGAAGCCAAUCUUUUGAAAGAGAAACGACAGAAGAUUGAUAAACAAAAACGGUUGGAGCAUGUUGAAAAAAGUAAAGCAGAACGAAAACGUAUUUUGGCAAAAUAGAAAAGAAAACAUAUUGUAAGCUUCGUAUUAAACAUUUUACUGAAUAUAUUCUAAACGAACGUCAA
Messenger RNA from Toxorhynchites rutilus septentrionalis, 2081 nucleotides. Its product is annotated as pescadillo homolog. The transcript is spliced from 3 exons. The record is from RefSeq and is a predicted model, not a curated record. Gene Ontology annotation, cellular component: PeBoW complex; nucleolus. Gene Ontology annotation, molecular function: RNA binding. The coding region runs from base 184 to 2016 and encodes 610 amino acids. Gene Ontology annotation, biological process: ribosome biogenesis; maturation of LSU-rRNA from tricistronic rRNA transcript (SSU-rRNA, 5.8S rRNA, LSU-rRNA). Lineage: Eukaryota; Metazoa; Arthropoda; Insecta; Diptera; Culicidae.